Molecule: messenger RNA, 1803 nt
Organism: Syngnathus typhle (broad-nosed pipefish)
Lineage: Eukaryota; Metazoa; Chordata; Actinopteri; Syngnathiformes; Syngnathidae
Gene: dytn
Product: dystrotelin
Exons: 14
Coding region: 1-1803 (600 amino acids)
Biological process (GO): synaptic signaling
Cellular component (GO): plasma membrane
Molecular function (GO): zinc ion binding
Source: RefSeq, a predicted model, not a curated record
AUGGAUGUCAACAGUCUCAUUUCAGGGCUAGAGGACUUCAACAAAAUCCGCCCCCCAGCCUACAGAGUUGCAAUGAAGCUUGAACGUCUACAGAACAUUUGUCACAUGGAUGUUGUGUUGACCCGCCACAUCGAGGCCGCCCUUGACCCGGGGGGCAGAGGCAAGCGGCAGCGGGAUUCUGUCCUAUGCAUGGAUGAAGUCACCCAGCAGCUGAAGAAGAUGUUCAGAAGUGUGUCACCGGAAUUUGCAGAUCACUCUAUCGUGGAGUCGGCCGAGAAAUUGAGCAGUCUUAUAUUCAAGAUGUUUGAUGGGAAUCAGUUGGGUCAUAUACGUGCCGUUUCUCUCCGUAUUGCCCUCAUCUGUUUAUCGGCAAAAACACUCCUGCUGAAAUAUGGAGCCCUGGUGUGUACAGCGGCAAGUGCUUCUGGAUCCAUUAGUAGGUCAUCUCUUCGAUCUUUAUUGGAGGAUGUCAACCAGGUUCCCGCGGUCAUCCAGGAGGAAGGGGUGUUUGGGGCUGUUGAAGAAGCAGUGAAGUCAUGUUUUCACGGGGUGCUGACCUCCACCGUAAACAGGAAACACGUUUUAUCAUGGCUGCAGAGUGAGCCUCGUUUGUUGCUAUGGUUACCUGUUCUCUAUCGCCUGUUCAUAAGUCAGAAGGUCGUUCACCCCGUCCGCUGUCAUAUCUGCAAGAUAUUUCCCAUCAGUGGACUCAGGCAUCGCUGUGUGAAGUGUCUGAAAGUCCACAUAUGUCAGAGCUGCUUCUUGUCGGAGCAACAGACACGCAAACAUAAGAGUCACCAUCCAGUGAUGGAGUUCUGCACACCGCCCACAUGGCGAGAGACUUUCUCUUCAAUCGUGCACCGUGCUCGUCACUCCCUGUUACCACGACGAUCUACUCAAGGAGGGCCUGACAUCGCAAAGAGUCCAACGAGGGAGGAAGCAAAGGACAGCCAUAAGACUGCGCCACCUGUCCAUUCUGCUGCCACUCUCCAAGAAUGUGGGAGCACCUCUUCCGUUGUCUGUGUUUCCCAUGAUUCCACAGUACAACUUCAAUCCUUUUCAUCCAAGUCCCUUCAGACUGAGGAGACACUGCCAGAACAGUUGGAAGUAUCCACUCUGCUCACUGAAGUCAGGAACCUGCACAAAGACAAACGGCUUUUGGAAGAGCAGCUGCAGGUGUGGCAUCUCGCUGUCCAAUCCGAACAGUGUAUGCUGAAGGACCGAUGUGCGGAGACGACCCUCACUCAGUGUUUACCUUCACCCAUGAACAUUUUCAUUCUUCAGACACUGAACAAGCUGGAACUCCAGCAAUCUGCCAAUAAUGUGCCACAACACCAGAACGAGAUGGAGAACACGGAAAACAUAGACAAAGGAACCAUGACACCAACGUCUGACGUAGACACCUGCGUAGAUGAAGAUAAAAACGAAGAAUUCAUGUUGAAGACAGACGAGGGGAGUGAGAGUGAGGGAAGUUCACUCACAACAAUAAACCAAGAUUGGUCACAUGACAUCCAAUAUGAGGAGAAGUGUGCUGCUAACAGCCAUCUUUGUCAAUCCAUUCAACAAGAGGAUGUACUAAAGGAGGUGGACAAAGGUAUGGCUGAUGAACAGGCUUGUAGACCUUGUAGUCCAGAAGAGAUGCUGGAGCAAACGAUGGACCGAUUAAUAAGUGUCUUUGGGACUGGCAGGAGGAAGGAUGAACAAUCAGGUGACAACAAGGCUUUGGCACUUAUUGAGGCUGCGGACCAAGUUGGAGACUCUUUACUCUGCCUGGUGGACAGUUUGAGGCAAAUCCCCAUUUAG